CAACAAAUAUUCUUCUGAGGAAUAAAACUGCCUCAUUUCUGAACUCUGCAGAGCUGUAGCUGAAUAACUAGGACUGCUACGCUGCAGUAUUUAAAUGAGGCAGGUGUGAAAGCACCCUUAAUGUUGGUCAUUAUCAUGGUACUUGGUAUAAAAAGACUGAUUGUUUAUGACAUGUUUACUUUCUCACUUCUCCUUUUUUACAUUUGCUGUCUGUCUCUGUUACUCCUUCUUUUCUUCUCUUCCGCCUCGUCUCUCCUUCUCCUCCUCCCUAAUACUCUCAGUUCUGGUUUGCCCAUCUUUGCGUGAACAUCACACGGUUUUCUCUCUGAUGUUUCAGGAUGAACACAACAAGCAAGGACAUCCAUGAAGCAUCUCGACCUGAUUGGUUGCUCUACACAGUUCCAGCUUCAGCCUUUCUGAUUGGAAUUGUUGUGUUCACGUACAUCUGCAAAACACAGCGUCCCAGGAACAGCAGAUUGCCCACAAAGCAGAGGACAAACACAACUGGACAUUUUGCCACACACACUGACAAUGGGUACAUUAAGAGCGGUGCUCAGAGGUGUAUGGAGAGCUCUGAAAACAACAAGAAGGAUGAGACGCAGUCAUAUGAGAAUGUAGAAGCAGCUAUCUACAGCAAUCAAGACAAAGUCACAUACUAUGUUUCUGCAGAUGAAGAUUAUCUUACCCCAGAUGCAAUUGGGGAAGAGGAAGCUGUGGGGCCACAGAAACAUCGCAACACCCUACAAAUGCCUAGCAAUCUGACAACUACGGAUGGAGAGUCGUAUGAGAAUAUGGUGGAGUGUGUAUAUGCUCAGCCUCGCAAACAGACACAGAAGCUCCGACACUCCACUGUAAACGACGAUUACAUAAAUCCUGAUGAAGAUGGAAAACAAGACACUGACUACAUAAAUCCGGAUGAAGAUGGAAAACAAGACACUGACUACAUAAAUAGUAAACAGCAGCCCAUGGCACCAUGGAGGAUGAUUCAUAUGAGAAGAUGAAUGGAAUCCCAGUCUCGCUGCAGAUAAAGAAGAGAUGGAAGAAGGCCGUGUGAAUGAAAGAGAUGCAGAGAAAUGGACAACUACAAUCAAAAUGCAAUUAACUGAGAGCUUCUUUUUAAAAUGUAAACCUUUAGGGGCAGCUACUGGAUGACAACUAAUUAUAUAUAUCUUUUAAAUAUAAAUAGCCUAUAUCAAUUAUACAUUACAUAAAAAAACAACAACCUUGAGAUUGAAAUCAAAAUGGACUACUUGCUUCAAAGACUUUUAGGGCACAAUUAAACACAGCAAAGAAACAAUGACACACAAGCCAUGUUUCACUUUCCAAUCAAAUCCUGAAUUGCACUCAAAAUGUUGCAUGGCAUAAUAUUAAAAGGUGACGAUUUUUUUUUUUUUUUUGUUAAUCUUUUUAUAAUUGUUUUUUUAUAUAUAUAUUUGUAUUACGUUGUUUUUUUUUUUUUUUCUGUUUCUUUCUUUUGGCCCCUUUAAAGUCACACUAUGCACAUUUUCGCCGCUAGAGGGCGUAUAUUCAAAAUAAACAAAGACAACUACCCAGUGGCCGA
This is a messenger RNA of Carassius auratus (goldfish), 1561 nucleotides long. RefSeq lists its product as uncharacterized. NCBI's taxonomy places the organism in Eukaryota, Metazoa, Chordata, Actinopteri, Cypriniformes, Cyprinidae. The record is from RefSeq and is a predicted model, not a curated record. The transcript has 11 exons. The coding region runs from base 339 to 1001 and encodes 220 amino acids.